Molecule: messenger RNA, 1546 nt
Organism: Cuscuta europaea
Lineage: Eukaryota; Viridiplantae; Streptophyta; Magnoliopsida; Solanales; Convolvulaceae
Source: the annotation of a GenBank genome assembly
GAAAUAAGGGGUUCUCUUCUCACUCUCAAAUGCAUGACCUAAAAAAUCAUCUCCUCGGUGUGCAAUGUAUUCCUUUUCAACAAAAACUUCACAAUCAAAAGCUUCAAAAAUCUGAUCCGGUUACCAGAAUCCCUUUAAAGUACGAUAUCUAAGGAGUACAGUCAAUAGCUUUCUCUUCAUCAGCUGAUCUCUUUUCCAAAUUGUUACGGUUAUCGAAAGAGGAUGCAAGGAUUCUUUCAAACUCUUUGAUUAAAAAAUUAGAUAGGGGCUCCACCCCUUGAGACAUAGUGGUUUGAAAGAAAUCCUUAAUAUGUGUUAAUGAUGACUCAAUUCCCGGUAUAAGCAAAGGACAUAGAUCUUCAAUAGAACUCAACACCAAAGAUUGGUAAGAGUGGUCAACAUCAAUUUGUAAAAGGGUUCCAGAGAUUGAGAGCUCAUUCUGAAGGGAGAGAUCCAUAUCCAAGAUUUGAAGGUUAUAUGAAAGUCUACAUACACCUUACAUUUUCCUAAAAGGGUUCGUAUACAUAUGAGGAAGGGUUUUUGGGCCAUCUUGUAUGCCGAUUUUUUUGGAUCGGAAACAGUUAAAUCUCCGCCUCGCAUGAAUGUGAUGCUUUUAGCAAGGUCACGGGUGUAAUGAUUAUAACCCAAAUUCGAGCGGUUAUGCUAUUUAUCAUCCAUGGGGCAGUGUUGUGCUCAGUUAUGCAGACAAAGCAGAGAGGAGGAAGGUAAUAUUCCAGGUUCAUCAGAGCUUGCUGGUGGAAAUGUUCACCUAGUGACUGACGUGGACAACUGGGAAGAGAUAAUUUCUCAGGCAAACAAGAAUGCCCAAAUUGUAGUGGUAAAUUUUAGUGCAUCAUGGUGCAAUCCUUGUAGAAUAGCAGCACCCGCAUACCGGGAUCUCGCCGAUAAGUACACAUCAGUGAAAUUUUUAACUGUUGACGUUGACAAUCUAGCGGAAUUCAGUAAUUCAUGGGAUAUCAAAGCUACUCCGACGUUCAUCUUCUUAAAAGAAGGCCGACAGAUGGACAGAUUGGUGGGCGGCAGCAAACAGGAGUUAGAGAAGAGGAUACUUUCUAUGGUUGAGUCAUCUGUAGCUACCCCCAGAUGAUUCUGAAAUAGAAGUCAAUUUGCAGAUGUUUAAUUUGUUCUCUAAUUUGGGUUUUGAGGCUUCUGGAACUUUGUAGAUUUAUAUAAGCUUAGUACUUCUGUAAACACAAAUGGGAGAAGUAAUACUUCUGAAACUUUGGAUUAAUAACUUAGUAGAUAAAUUAAAAUUCUUGGGAGAAGUAAUGCGAAUGAAUAAUGCUAACGGUUGGUGUAAACACAAAUGGUUCAGCCUCCAGAACAAGUCUUUGUCGGAUACUCGGAUCAUUAGAGACUUAGAGCCUAUUUGGUAAUGACUGCAAUGGCUGAAAGUGCUGAAAGUGCUGAAAGUGCUUGGUUAUAUACUUAUAUUUUGACUGAAUUGACCGAUUGAAUGUAUAAUUACCAAAAGGGUAUUACUUUCUUUGUAUUUUAAAUAUAUGUAUGUUAGCAGUUUUACCAA